AUGUCACUGCUGGGCCCGCUGCUGGUGGCGCUGGGCUACGGGCUGAUCCUGGGCAUCGCCUGCGUGCACUUCGGCAAGUUUCUGCCUGCGCGCAGCCCGUGGCACGCUGCGGCCAGCGUCUUCCUGGCCUCGGAGCUGCUACUGCAGUACUCGCUGGCCGUCUGGAGCGACCCCGGCUACGUGGUGAGCCGGCAGCUGGCGCCCAAUGACGGCUGCGAUGGCGGCAGCGACCACCAGCGGAUCUGCCAGCACUGCAAGAUGCCCAAGCCGCCCAGGGCGCACCACUGCCGCGAGUGCCGGCGAUGCGUCUACGAGAUGGACCACCACUGCCCCUGGCUCAACAACUGCGUCGGGUACCACAACUACCGGCACUUCUGGCUGCUGCUGCUCUACAUCUGGGUGAGCUGCUUGUACGUCGCCAUGUUGUCGGCGAGGCUCUUCGUCGAGACGUUCACGAGCAGCAGCGCGGACGCUCAGGCUGAAGGCAGGGACAACGUUGUGCUGGACCGCUUCAAGGUGCUCUUCUCCUUCAUGGCGACGACCGUGGUGGGCGUCGUGGUCUGCGGAUACUGGGGCUGGCACGUGUAUCUGGUGCUCACAGAGCAGAGCACCAUCGAGUUUAUGCAGCGCGACGGCGAGAGGCUGAAACUGUCAGUGCCAGCCCUUCCCCGAAAGCGCAGAGGCAAGAUGCGAGAGGGUGACAUGCAGAGGAGCGUGAUGUACGUUGACCUGGUGAAGGGCAGGAACGCUUCGGUUAACGUGGGGAUGCACGAGGGUGUGGGCAAACUCCUAGGUGAAAUUGCCGAGCAGAUGAAGUACAAGUUCUGCAACCUCGGUGAGGUGGAGGAUAAGUUCGGGAACAUGACUAAUGUCCUUGUCAUUUGCGCGACAAAGUAUUCGAGCGAGGUGCAGCAAAGCUUUCUUCACCGCGCGUCUACACGGUACACAGUGCCAACAACGAUUGGGUGUCCUCACAUCACCGAAGUGCUACUACUUGACCUAACGACGGAAAGGAUGCGCCAGGAGUUUAUGGGGCUCGAGAACGAACCUGGGUUAACGAGGGCCAUGGAGCGUAUGGUCGUCGCAGCGUGCCUAGCUACGAGCAGCAACGAAUGA
Molecule: messenger RNA, 1116 nt
Organism: Phytophthora sojae
Lineage: Eukaryota; Oomycota; Peronosporomycetes; Peronosporales; Peronosporaceae
Exons: 3
Coding region: 1-1116 (371 amino acids)
Molecular function (GO): palmitoyltransferase activity
Source: RefSeq, a predicted model, not a curated record